UUGGGACGUGGCCAGAGCGACAGAGGGAGGACUGUUUAUUUCAGCCUAGUUUAAAUACAGCAGCAGUAGUGCAGGAGACGGGCAGUUCGGAUGAUGGACUGAAGUGUUGCCUGAUGACCACAGCAUCGUAGAGAGCUUUCUGCACUGUUCGUCGUGACAGCUUGGCGCUAGUGUCUGUGUUCCCCGCACGCAUGCGCACACCCAGCACUGGUUAAACUGCAGAACCACUCUGUAUCAACUGUGGGUCUGGACUGAAUCCUUUAUCAUCAGUCAUUUAGUUUCUCUGCCAUGACAAUCAGGAAAAACGGUAUUUGUAGUCUGUUGUUUUGAUGCCCAUGAUCUGGAGGAAACUGAAGUUAUUUUCAGUGGAGAUUUUAAUUAUCUACUUGUAUUUUGUUUAAUAAUAAAACAAUAAUAACACUUCACUACUCUCUAUUUGUAUUUUGCUUAAUAGCAAAAUACAAUACCUACGUAUCACUGAAUUGCUUGUUGUUAUCAAUAAGAUACCGCAUUGUGACACAUUAGUGAACCCUUUUGGUGACGUGUUUAAAGAAAUAAAAUAAUAAUACAAUGCAUAACAUCAUGCAGAUACAUGGCAAGAGCUUUAGUUAAUGUUCACAUCAAAUAUCAGAAAUGCCGGGGGGGUAGGUCACUAAGUUUCAGGGUGCCAUGGUUGCAGACUGAAUCGAGCUGACAGUUGUGGUGAGCAGAAAACCAUCUCAGAAUGUACAGCACAUCGAUCCUUGAGGCAGAUGGACUACAUCAGCAGAAGACCAUGUCAGGUUCUACUUCUGUCAUCCAAGAACGAAAAGCUGAGGCUGUAGUGGCAACAGACUCACCAAAGCUGGACAGGUGUAGACUAGUUUGGUCUGAUAAAUCUCGAUUUCUGCCGAGGCACACAGAUGGUAGGGUCAGAAUUUGGCACCAACAGAAUGAUCCAUGGACCCAACUUGCCUUGUGUCAACAGUCCAGCCUGGUGGAGGUGGUGGAAUGUGAUUCGGAACGUUUUCUUGGUACACUUUGUGCCCUGUUAAUACCAAUCGCUGGAUUGCCACAGCCUAAUGUUGCUGAUCAUGUGCAUCCCUUCAUGGCCACGAUUUUCCCAUCUUCUAACAGCUACUUCUAGCAUGAUAAUGUACCAUGUCACAAAGCAAAUGUCGUUUCAAACUGGUUUCAAGAACACAACAAUGAGUUCUGUGUUCUUCAUUGAACCUUCCAGUUACUGGAUCUGAAUCAAGUAGAACAUCUUUGAGAUGUGGUAGAACAGGAAAUUCACAGCAUGAAAGUGCCUCUGAAAAAUCUGCAAAAUCCAUGCCAUGAAGAAUUGAGGCUGUUUUGAGAGCAAAGGGAGGCCCAACCCAGUAUUAGUAUAAUAAAGUGUUCAGUGAGUGUAUAAGCAGAUGUUCCAUUGAUUUGCUCACCUUUCUAGAUGUUUCACAAUCCUUAGUUUUCAUAGAGUUAUUAUUGUACCAAGUGGUCAAAAAUGGGAACUGCAAUAAGUGCUAAUAGAGUUAUCAACCAUGUUAACUGCUUUGUACAAAAGGUAAGAUUUUCCCCACACUUAAUCUCUACUAUUGUAGCAAGUGUUCAUAUGGAUGUUAUCUAAAAUGGUUUUGCACAAACCUUUGGAGUCUUUGCUAGCUUGAGUGCACACUGUCAUUAAAGCAAAAAAGGGGGGCGUACCAAAUAUAAGAAACUCUGAAAUAUAUGUAAUUAUUUCAAAGAUUCUACUUUUCACUCAUGUUCUUGUCAGUAAUUUAAUUUGUAAUGAAAAUUGUUGUAUUAAUUUAGAAAAUCAUGCAAAAUAGAAGCAUUUUUAUUAGUGGCCUCAGACUUUUGGACACCACUGAACAUUCUUUCACCAAAUGACAUGCUAUUAAAUUGAGGAGCUCUUCAAAUGUGGAACUGACACAAAGAAUGAAAAAGUCUUCAGUUUUAUCUUAAUGAGUGCAAUGAUUUACAAGUCUCAUAAACCCAUAUGUUAUUCAGAAUAGAACAUAGAAAACAUAUAAAAUGUUUAAACUGAGGAAAUGUACCAUUUUAAUACAAAUAUAAGGUAAUUUUGAAUUUGAUGGUAGCAACACAUUUUUAAAAAGUUGGGACGGGGGCAACAAAAGGCUGGAAAAGUAAGUGUUAUUUAAAAGGAACAGCUGGAGGUUCAUUGGGAACAGGUCAGUAACAUGAUUGGGUAUAAAAAGAGUAUCUUAGAGAGGCAGAGUCUCUCAGAAGUAAAGAUGAGCAGAGGUUCACCAAUCUGCGAAAAACUGCAUCUACAAAUUGUGGAACAAUUUCAGAAUAAUGUUCAACAUAAAAUUGCGAAGACUUUGAAUAUCUCAUCAUGUACAGUAUGUAAUAUCAUAAAAAGAUUCAGAGAAUCUGGAGAAAUCUCUGUGUGCAAGGGACAAGGGUGAAAAUCAAUAUUGCAUGCCUCUGCUCUUCGGGCCCUCAGGCGGCACUGCAUUAAAAACAGGCAUGAUUCUGUAAUGGAAAUCACUGCAUGGGCUCAGAAACACCUCCAGAACUCAUUGUCUGAGAACACAGUUCGCCGUGCCAUCCACAAAUGUAGGUUAAAGCUCUGUACUGCAAAGAAAAAGCCUUAUGAGAACAUGAUCCAGAAACGCCGCCAUCUUCUCUGGGCCAAAGCUCAUUUAAAAUGGAGUGAGGCAAAGUGGAAAGCUGUUAUGUGGUCAGACAACCCAGGACUGUUAAGCAGCUAGAGUCCUGUAUCAGGCACAAAUGGGACAACAUUUCUCUCACAAAACUCCAGCAACUAAUCUCCUCAGUUCCCAGACAUAUAGGGACUGUUUUUAAAAGAAGAGGGAAUGCUACACAGUGGUAAACAUGGCUCUGUCCCAACUUUUUUUUAGAUGUGUUGCUGCCUUCAAAUUCAAAAUUACCUUAUUUCUUCCUUAAAAUGGUAAAUUUCCUCAGUUUAAACAUUUGAUAUGUUUUCUAUGUUCUAUUGUGAAUAACAUAUGGGUUUAUGAGAUUUGCAAAUCAAUACAUUCUGUUUUUAUUUACAUUUUACACAGCACCCCAACUUUUUUUGAAUUGCUGUUAUAUAUUGAGCUGUUGAUAUAUUGUCAACUUUUCAACCUUGAAUGUGUAUAUUGGAUCAUUUAUACAUUUACAUUUCUAUUAUGCAAACUUUUCCAUAUUCAGACCAGACAGCACUAGAGCAGCAUCACUGCCUGGCAUAAAUACUAUAUUACUUAUUACACUAUAUUAUACUAUUUUACACCUGUCUAAUCACCAGUAAGUGUGUUCAUCUUACCAAAGCCUAACCUAGCAUGUAGCCACAAAAGUGGCUUCCUCCAGACCAGGUUCAUUUAAGGGAAAAUAUUUAUUUGACAUGAUUCAUGGAUUGCAAAAUUAUUCCUAUUAGAAUCCAAACCAUAGCUGCUUUCUUUCCAUGUAGAAUUUGACUGCUUUUAAAUGACUGAAUUUAUCUUUAUCAACUCAGAAAUUUGUGUACUCUGUAAUACAUAUCAUAAUGUUACAUGUCAAAUGUACCUUAUGAAGAUUUUUUUAAUGAUAUAACUAUAUGAAAAAUUAAAAAAGUUCAAUUGUGAUGCAUUGGUACGUGCAACCUUAAGGAAACUUAACAUUCUUGCAUUCUGUGCGCUUACUUUUCCUCAGAGUCGGACCAUGAAUUACGUGGGACAGCUAGCCGGUCAGGUCUUUGUGCAGGUGAAGGAGCUAUACCGAGGCCUGAACCCAGCCACCCUGUCUGGCUGUAUAGAUGUCAUUGUGGUGCGUCAGCCUGACAGCUCCCUACAGUGUUCACCCUUCCAUGUCCGCUUUGGCAAGAUGGGUGUUCUGAGGUCGAGGGAAAAAUUGGUUGACAUAGAGAUUAAUGGAGAGCCAGUAAGCCUACACAUGAAACUGGGGGAGAAUGGUGAAGCCUUUUUUGUCAGGGAGACUGAAAGUGACAUGGAGGUGGUACCAUCCCAUCUGGCCACAUCUCCAAUAAUGACUGAUGGCUUAGCAUUGAUGGAAUCCCAGAUGGGAAAAAGUGUCUCUCGUCUGAUUGAGCCUACAACUGGAACUUCCAUCCAAUCUGUUGGCCCCCCAGGAGAGAAUGGUAUGAAGAAGAGGAGGAAGAGGAGAAAGAAGUCCAAAUUAGACAGUGUGAAGCGAGGGGACAAUGGAGACUCAGAGAAUGAGGACAUGUUUCCCAUUGAUUUGAGUUCUGAUGAAGACACAGACACCACACCUAGCAGAGCUAUGUCAUAUGACCCAUAUGCUGAACAGGUGAAUAGUGGUCCAUCCAGUAGCUCCUUCAUGCAGAGCAAUGAGUACUCACAAUGCAAUAAAGCUUGGACAAGUAUGCAAAGAACAAGUGUGGGACAAGCCUGUACUCUAUCUGUCCCAAUGAAUGGAGGUCUGUCCAUCUCUUGCCCGCAACAAUCAUCCACAUUUCCAGCUACAAUCAGUAUGGGACAUGGCUUUUUGCCUUCCACACCCAAGAGUGACUCAGAGUUGCUAGUCAGACAGAUGACCAAGGAGAAGGCAGAGAACCCUGAGAUGCUGUGGGCAUGGGGAGAGCUCCCUCAGGCUGCCAAGCCCAUGUUCAAGCAGUCCAUCACAGAGCCCAUGGUGGUGACUCCAGCACUGAUCCCCAUGUCAAACAGCACACACUUUAGGGCUAUCACAGGAGAUGGGAUGGUGAAAAAAGUCAAGGAAAAACCUAAUGUACUCGGGGCUGAAGAGGUAGCAGCUUCAGCAUCUGUACUUGCUCCAUCUAAGGAAGUGGAAGUCAUCGGUGCAGCAGCUCGCUAUAUUGCCGAUCUGGAGGAUGAACAGAGUCCUGGGUUCCAGAUCCACAGUAAAACUGACUCUCCAUCAAAAAGGAAAGACAAAAGAAAUCAUCAUCUUGGAUCAGAUGGUGUGUAUCUGGAUGACCUUACAGAGUUGGAGCCUGAAGUAGCAGCACUCUAUUUUCCUAAGAAUGAUGGCACAGGGGUAGUUAGGGAUAGGACAGAGAUGAGGAGUGCCAGUCAGUCGCCUCAGUCAAUGGGAAGCAGUGGCAUGGAUAGCGGAGUGGACAGCUUUUCUGAUCAGUCAGGAGAGAUGCCCAAUAUUGCCAUUUCUCUUUGUGGAGGAUUGGCAGAGAACCGAGACAUCACUCAAGUGGAGUUUGAGGAAAAAGCAGUAUCUUAUCAGGAGUUUGCUAAUAAUCCAUCAAUUAUUGAUGACCCUGAUCUGGUUGUAAAGAUUGGAGUCAAGUAUUAUAACUGGAGUACAGCCGCUCCUCUUGUGCUGGCUAUGCAGGCUUUCCAGAAACCCUUGCCAAAGGCUGCAUUGGAGAACAUUGUGAAGGAGAAAAUGCCCAAGAAAGGCGGACGUUGGUGGUUCUCAUGGCGGGGAAGAAACAGCAGCUCUAAGUCGGAAUCUGCUGAAAGUAGGGAGCAGACACUAAGCAAUAGGUUAAAGGAUGAAUCAUCCUCGAGUGAUGAUGACAGCAGACCUGCUAAGCAGAAUUCAGCAUGUAGUCAGACAGAGCCUCUUCCCAGCUCCAGCAGUGUCUGCUACAAGAAGACUCUCCGCCUGUCCUCAGAAGAGCUGGCCAGUCUGCAGUUAAAAGAAGGUGCGAAUGAUGUGGUAUUCAGCGUCACAACUCAGUACCAGGGCACCUGUCGUUGUGAGGGCACCAUAUAUCUGUGGAACUGGGAUGAUAAGAUUGUCAUUUCAGAUAUUGAUGGCACAAUCACCAGGUCAGAUACCCUUGGACACAUUCUGCCAACACUGGGCAAAGACUGGACCCAUCAGGGUAUAGCCCGCCUCUACCACAAAGUUAGCCAGAAUGGCUAUAAGUUUAUGUAUUGCUCUGCACGAGCAAUUGGUAUGGCUGAUAUGACAAGAGGCUACUUGCAUUGGGUAAAUGAGAGAGGCACCAUGCUACCUCAGGGUCCUGUUCUCCUCAGCCCAAGCAGCCUGUUCUCUGCACUACACAGGGAGGUCAUUGAGAAAAAGCCAGAAAAAUUCAAAAUUGAGUGUCUGACUGACAUCAAGAACCUUUUCUAUCCAAACACAGAGCCUUUCUAUGCUGCUUUUGGAAACCGUGCAACUGACGUGUAUUCAUAUAAGGAGGUGGGAGUGCCGCUGAACAGGAUCUUCACUGUGAACCCUAAAGGAGAGCUCAUUCAAGAACAUGCUAAGACCAACAUAUCAUCAUACAGCCGUCUAUGUGAGGUGGUCGAUCACAUCUUUCCAUUGCUGAUUAGAGGCAAUACAUCUGACUUCCCAUGCUCAGACACCUACAGCCAGUUCACUUACUGGAGAGAGCAGCUACCAGAGCUAGACAAGCAUGAUCAGGAUGUGGAAAAGAGCUGAGGGGAUUGACAUGCAGCCACAGGUUUUCCCUUACUGAAAAAUAGCACAUUUCUAAUGCAACCUUGUCAUGUCUGUUCUCUCACACACAAAUAACAUAACCCUUUUUAGUAACAUUUGAUUUAUACUCAUAGUUCUAUUGGUAUCAACAUCAAUAGUUUCAAUGUCAAAUGUUUCAAUUAUUAAUUUUUAUGUUACAGUUACAGUAGCAAUUCUGUCAUUCUAUUAAAUCCAUUACUCAAGCAAUUGGGAUGUCAAUCUUAAAGCUGCAGUAUUGAAAUUUUGACUCUCCAUCACCAUCUCUGUUUGAAACAUAAAACUGCAAGUUACUUGUGGGGGUUUUUUUGUUUGUUGUUUUUUUUUUUUUGGGGGGGGGGGGGGGGGGGCACUGCUUCUCUGUGCGGAUGAAUCUGAUGAUCUGAGAUAUACAUAUGUGUUGUACAGUGGAGGAAGUGAGUAUUGAAUGCAUCAACAUUUUUUUCAGUAAAUAUAUUUCCAAUGAGAUUAUUCACAUUAAAUUUUCACCAGACUUUGGUGUUAACUCAAGAAAUCCACACUUAUAAUGAAAUCCGAUCAUUAAAGUCCAUAAAUGAAGUUAUGUGUAAUAAAGUGGAAUGACAGAAAAAAAGUAUUGAACACGCUAAGAAAAAUCAGUUCUUCAAGACAAGGUAAGGCAAGGGUUAGGGUUAACCAGCUGAAAUCAGAAAGUAAUUAUACCUCCCCUCUGUACAAAUUAAAAUCAGUUGGGUUAGUAAAUUGAUGGUCUAUAAAAAGGCUUUUCGUUAAUAUUGUGAAUUAUUUAUAUUUCCAGGUUUCUUGGGUUAAUACUGAUGUCUGGAGAAAAUUCAUGUGAAUAGCCUCAUUGGAAAUAUAUUUACUGAAAGAAAUGUUGACGCGUUCAAUACUUAUUUCUCCCACUGUAUAUUAGCUCCGAUACUUGCCAACAGAGGUGGUGGUGGAUACACAGUUUUCUUGCAGUAGAAGUGAGUUGCUCUCUCUCUCAUAGCUAGCAGAUAAUAAGUGCAAUUUACCAUAUUGGCCAUAGCAAAAAAAAAAAAAAAAAAAACCCACAAGGAAUCACAAUAUCUAGAUUAAUCAAGCUAAAAAGUGCGUUAAUUUUGCUAGCUACCUAUUGAGCCACUGAAAUAGCUUACCUGUUCAACAGAGAAAAAUCCCUCUCCGCGUUAGUAUUCAAUCUCUUCAGAUCUCUCACCUCCCACCUCUCGAAAGCCAUGGCGAUAUUUAUUCUCAUUUUAACACAGGCUCUAUCGCGUUCCAUUUUUUACUGCAGGCUCUCCUCAAUUCGAGGCUUCUUCAUUUUGACAACAGCUGAUUCUCCAGAUUUCAGAGAUGAUUGCGUUUAGAACCAUCCAGAUUAAAAGCAGCCAUCUAGAUGACGUUUAAAUUAUAAGCAAGUCUUGUAAGGACAAACUACAAACACGCCACCAUCCUCAGCCCACCAUACACGAUAUAGUAGCCGGUUCUUCUUCUUUCUGUUUAUGGACGUGAUGUAACCAUGCAAAUUUUGUCAAACUGGUGUUUCCUGCAAAAUCUGACCCGACAGCUCAAAUUGUAAAUCAUUAUAAGCUUAACGUUGCGAAUCUGGGUACGCCAAGGAGACAGUUUUGAACACUGAUUUUUUACAUACUUGCUCAAUAAUUGAUUUUUGUUCAUUUUUAACCAAAAAAAGUUCAAUAUUGCAGCUUUAAUUUGUGUUCUGUCAAAGCAUAUUGCCCAUAUUUUUACCUGUCUAGUGAAAAUUAAAACAUGUAUGACUUCCUUUAUCUCAAUGGCAAUAAGACUGAGCUCGCCACUGAAACUAUGUUUAACAAAUCUAAACUCAUAGCCCUUCACAUUGGCUAUUUUUGUUUUAUAUGCAACUUUGUCUCACCUACACCCUCUGAUCCUCUACUCAUGUCUGAUAUUAUUAGAAUAGAUUUGACUUCAUGUGAGGAAAAUGGGUUAUACAUCUUGUAAAACUGUAAAAUUUAAGUAACAAAUGUGAAGUAACAUUUUGUACUGAUAUUAAUGACUUACAUAAAGAGGAUGCUGGAAUCUGUGGUACUCUCUCAGGUUUAACACCAUUUAUAUUUAGUUCAGUAAUUACAGUAUAUCACAAACAUUAUAAAUGCAACACUUGUGCCUGAUUGAAACUGUUCAGAAACAAAUAUAAAGUAAAUUUUAGUCCACAUUAUAAUUAUGCAUUAUGUUUUGUCCUCUUGUUUUUACUGAAUAUAGAAUAUCAAAUAUGUCAUGUUUCAGAAUAUCAAAUUUACAAAAGUAUUUGCAAGUAAUAUUGUACUUAGCAUUCCUUUAUGUGUGUCUGUAUUCUUUUUCAAGUUUUCCAUCCCCUAACUCAACAAAUCUAAUCGACAAACCUGCAGGAACCUCAGGAUAACUCAGGGCCACAAAGUUUCCCUAACUUUUUUUUUCUAGUCACAUGUGAAGUAUCUGCUGGCAUGGCAGUGCAGUGGAUAGCAUUGCUGCCUCACAGUUCCAGGGUCCCUGGUUUGAGCCUGUGGUCAGGUUACUAACUGCAUGGAGUUUCUGUGCAUGUUCUCCCUGUGUUCAUGUGGGUUACUCUGGGUUCUGAAGUUUCCUCCCACCUGGUAUGGCUGGUAUGGUAUGGCUACAGUAAAUUGCCCUAAGUGUGAAUGUGUCUGCAUAGUGCCCUGCAUCGGAUUGGUGUCCCCUUUAAGGUGCUCUGAAUCCACAACAACUCUGACCAGGUUAAAGUGGUUACUAAAAUGAAUGAAUGUAAAGAUUCUUCAAAUUGAUCAGGCUGUCAAAUCCACUUAAGCAUUUUACAUGUGAAAAAUGAAGAUGUUAUCAUUUUUGAUUGGAGAAAUUAGUGUUUUGUCAGCAAUGUGUGGCCCUAACAUGUGAUUGUGUGUUUUAAAAGUGUUAAAUAGUACAAUAUUGUUCAUGUGGGUUAAAUAAGGAAAUACGGAUUUUUUGUGGUAGGCACUGUCUCAGAAAGUGUAUUGCUCUAAUACUAUGCUGCUAAAUUUAGUGCACAUGGAAUUAUUAUUUCUGUUAUACCUGUUAUUAUGGUUGUCCAUACAUAACAUACUGUAUGUGUUUAAUUGAACAAGAGAUAUUGUAAAUUAACAACUGAACCCCCACCCCACCUCAAAAUGUCUGCAAGUAAUGAAAAGUUCUUGUAAUUUUCUUUCAUGACAGAAAAAUAAUUUUAUUUUGUCUGCAUGGUGUUGCACAAUGUUAAGAUGUUAAUUUAACAGAUUUUGAGGGGCAAAGAUUUUUAAUUGAGUCAGAAGAUUAAAUAUAUUAUUUUUAUCAUGUUAGUAGACCACCAAAAACAUUUUACUGAAGGAUGAAACUUAAAACUGUAAGUGCCAUCUACGUCAGAGUAUUUUCUUUUGAUUAGGUUUCUGUUCAUUUCAGUUACAAAACUGGAUUCAGAUAACGUAUCCUUAAACAGUGAUCAGACUCUGGCUAUUGGCAUUUAAUGUAAAACUGUAUUAGUUUGUAUGUCUUCAAUCUGUGUCAAUUUAAUAUUCUUUCUGUGAAAGAUCACCAAAGUUGUGGCUAGUGGGUUCUGUUCGGAUUUAUUCUGAACAAGAUGUAAAUUAUGUGAAUACAAAGGCAAAUAUGGAUCUGUAUAUUAAAAUCUGAUUGUUACACAAA
Molecule: messenger RNA, 9981 nt
Organism: Ictalurus punctatus (channel catfish)
Lineage: Eukaryota; Metazoa; Chordata; Actinopteri; Siluriformes; Ictaluridae
Gene: lpin1a
Product: lipin 1a
Exons: 22
Coding region: 3649-6336 (895 amino acids)
Biological process (GO): fatty acid catabolic process; triglyceride biosynthetic process; positive regulation of transcription by RNA polymerase II
Cellular component (GO): mitochondrial outer membrane; nucleus
Molecular function (GO): phosphatidate phosphatase activity; transcription coactivator activity
Source: RefSeq, a predicted model, not a curated record